Molecule: messenger RNA, 634 nt
Organism: Rana temporaria (common frog)
Lineage: Eukaryota; Metazoa; Chordata; Amphibia; Anura; Ranidae
Gene: ARL14EP
Product: ADP ribosylation factor like GTPase 14 effector protein
Exons: 3
Coding region: 43-462 (139 amino acids)
Cellular component (GO): intracellular membrane-bounded organelle
Source: RefSeq, a predicted model, not a curated record
CUAUGGUGAGAUGACGCCUUAUAGGGGGCGGGGCGCCUGUGGAUGGCGGCGGCGCGGGACGGCGCUGGGAGUAACGCGGGAAUGCCGAGCAAGAGGUCCCAGGCGAAAGGGCGAUCAGCCAAAACUUUGAAAGCGUUGCAGUUUUCCAACCCAGGACGACAGACGGAUUUCACCCCAGAAACUAGUGCGCGAGAGAAGAGGCGGCUGACCAAGUCCACACCCACAGGGUCAGAAAGACAAUCGGCCUCAUCAAAGAACAAAGUUUACGACAGCAGAGGUAUCCUCAUAACCAGUGGAAUGGAUCUGUGCGAUUGCCUGGAUGAAGACUGCAUGGGCUGUUUCUAUGCCUGCAGAAAGUGCGGCUCUAACAAGUGCGGUGUGGAAUGCAGGUGUGAUCGCAAGUGGGCUUACGAGCAAAUUGAAGUAGAAGGAGGGGAAGUUAUCCGUAAUAAACAUGCUUGAACUGGGUGUGAGAAAUGGAACAUUGCUGCCUAUUUACAGGUAUAAGACUGUAGUCUGUGUUCAGUGAAGAUUUUUAAAGGAGCAGAGCUGACUUCUCUGCUGAAGACUGUUUAAAAAGCCUCAGGCUUCCAUUAAUUCUUCUCUCCCCCCCCCUUUUUUUUUUUUUUUUUUA